AUGUCGACGUCGCAGUUCGAGCGGCGGGCCUCGACGUCGCCGUCGCCAGCAACCUUCAAGUUCCCAGAUCUGUCGGACGACACGCUACAGACGACACAGGAGCCCAUUGACCCAAACCCGGCGUCGCCCAUGCCGCAACCACUUGGACUGCCACCCCACCUGCACAGCCAUGAACGUUGGCAGGCACGGAGAGGCUCGCACGGUAUGAACGGAUGGACACCGAACAGCAGCGGAGCAGUAGGCAGGCACGGAAGACAAAAGAGCUUGAGCGAGGCGAUCCGGACGGUGCGAGGGAGGAGGGCCAGCGUCAGCCAGAAUGCCCACGAGAUAGCAGAUGCUCUCAAGGCCCCCGUGUCAGCGCGCCUCAUUGUACGUUACAGCUCGAAUACAACCGCAUAUGCGUGCUUACUCUUUGGCCAAAGUNUCCUCUGUGCCAUUUGGUACACAACCUCCAUCAUGUCCAAUACCUCGUCCAAGGCCAUCCUGACCGCCUUGCCCAAGCCUGUGACCUUGACCCUGAUUCAAUUCAUGUUCGUAUGCUCGUGGUGUCUAUUGCUAUCCUGGGCUGCCCGCAUUCAUGCUCCCCUCCGGAACUCAAUGCCCGUACUACGCAAUGGUAUUCGCAAGCCUUCACGCGAACUCAUCAUGACUACCCUUCCCUUGACUGCUUUUCAAAUUGGCGGUCAUAUCCUCAGCUCCGACGCUAUGAGUCGCAUCCCAGUCUCGCUGGUUCACACUAUCAAGGGCUUGUCACCUCUACUCACAGUCCUCGCCUACCGCUUCGUCUUCGACGUUCGAUAUUCUUAUGCCACCUACAUGUCGCUUGUGCCCCUCACGCUAGGUGUCGUCAUGGCCUGCUCCGCUAGCUUCAAAGCAAACUUCCUGGGCCUCGUUUAUGCAUUCGGCAGUGCACUUUUGUUCGUUACUCAGAACAUCGUAUCCAAGAAGCUGUUCAACGAGGCUGCCAAAGCCGAGGCCGAUGGAAUCAACGUACGCAACAAGAAGCCCGACAAGCUCAACCUGCUGUGCUAUUCUUCUGGCCUCGCGUUCAUCUUUACUUUGCCCAUCUGGCUGUGGUCAGAGGGUUUCUCCAUGAUCGCCGACUUCCUGGCCGAUGCCUCUAUCGAGUUGUCUGAACGCCCUGGCUCCCUCGACCACGCUCGUCUCGGCCUUGAAUUCAUCUUCAACGGCUCUUUCCACUUUGGCCAGAAUCUUGUUGCGUUUGUCUUGCUGGGUCUUGUCUCUCCAGUCACAUACAGUGUAGCCAGCUUGUUUAAGCGAGUCUUCGUCAUUGUCUUUGCAAUCAUCUGGUUCGGCAACCCAAUGACCAAGAUUCAAGGCUUCGGUAUCGGUCUUACUAUUCUUGGCCUUUACCUCUACGAUCGCACCAGCGAUGCUGCAAAAGCAGACAAGCGCGCUCGCGCGUUGCAAGAAGGCAAAGACACACUACUCCCUCUAGUCGGUGGCGACAACAAGAAGUCAGAUGCAACUCCUUACUCGCAGUCACCCGCUAAUUAUGCGCUUCCUUCCCAUGGAGGCUAUGGCUUGCCGAAUGGAGCUGAACACAGCAUGCGCGCCAGGUCAUCGAGUAAUGCUUCGCCUGGCUCGUGGCUGCCUCCAGGCACAAGAGCCGAAGAGACGUGGAAUUCAGAAGAUCGCUUCGGCGCGAAACAGAGUAUGGGUGUCAGAUAG
Aureobasidium musti is the source of this 1692-nucleotide messenger RNA. The record is from the annotation of a GenBank genome assembly. Lineage: Eukaryota; Fungi; Ascomycota; Dothideomycetes; Dothideales; Saccotheciaceae.